AUGAACGGUGACACCUACUCAUCCAGAGAUACCGGCCGUUCGCGCGAUUACUUCCGCGACGAGCGACGCGAAUCAAACCGGGGUGACAGAGCCGAACGCGGUGACCGUGCUGAGCGCGGUGAUCGAGCUGAGCGUGGCGACAGAGCUGAUCGGGGUGAAAGGAGACGUUCCCGCUCGCCUCAUCAUGGAUCUCGAGGCGAUUCGCGCCGUGAGCGCGAGGUGAACACUUAUUCUAGCAGCCGCGACUACCGUGCUCGUGAGCGCGAGGAUCGAUACACCGGCCGACGCGACGAUCGAGAGUGGGACCGUGGUGACCGCGGCGAGCGUGGUGCCGACCGGGGCGAUCGCCGACGCCGUGACUUCGAUGACAGACCCCGUCGAGACUUGUUUGAAGACCGGCGAGGCGGCGGCCGUGGAGGCGGUGACCGCGGCGGUGGUGACCGUGCUGGUGGUGAUCGCGGGGAUCGUGAUAGAAGAGAGCGCAAGCGCAGCGCUACACCCCCGCGCCGAAAAGAGCCCACUCCUGACUUGACAGAUGUGCCUUCGCUCUUGGUCCGACAGCGUCGUUUGACUCAAUGGGAUAUCAAGCCUCCUGGAUACGAGAAUGUUACGGCCGAGCAAGCAAAAAUUUCUGGAAUGUUCCCUCUUCCAGGAGCUCCUCGCCAGCAACCGAUGGAUCCCAGCCGCAUGAAGGAUUUCUUGAACCCGCCCACCGGUGAAACCGAAAACGCCGCCCUUAAGCCUUCCAAUUCUCGCCAGUCGAAGCGUCUGUUCGCUUACAAUCUCCCGAAGGGUGCCACAAGUGGUGCCGUUAUCGCUUUCUUUAACCUCCAGUUGAACGGUCUCAACGUGAUCCACAGCGCUGAUCCCUGCAUCUCAGCUCAGAUCUCUCAAGAUCAAACAUUCGCACUCUUGGAGUUCAAGGACGCGAACGACGCAACUGUCGCUUUGGCUUUUGAUGGAAUUACCAUGGUGGAUGGCUCAGAGAAGGGACUUGAGGUUCGACGACCUAAGGACUACAUUGUUCCCAAUGGAAGCGCAGACCAGCAAGUCCAGGAAGGUGUGGUUUUGAGCGAGGUGCCAGACUCGCCCAACAAGAUCUGCGUUUCUAAUAUUCCCGCCUACAUUCCCGAGGAGCCUGUCACAAUGCUGCUCAAGUCAUUCGGCGAGCUCAAGUCAUUUGUCUUGGUUAAGGAUGCUUCCACCGAGGAAUCUCGGGGAAUUGCUUUCUGCGAAUACCUCGACCCAGCUGCCACCCCCAUUGCUGUCGAAGGAUUGAACGGCAUGGAGCUGGGUGACCGACACCUGAAGGUUGUUCGCGCCAGUAUCGGAACCACCCAAGCCUCCGGUCUGGACAUGGGCGUCAACGCCAUGCAGAUGUUCGCCAAGACCACAUCCCAAGAUCUGGAGACUACUCGCGUCCUGCAGCUGCUCAACAUGGUCACUCUUGACGAGCUUCUUAACGACGACGAUUACGAAGAAAUUAUGGAAGACGUGGGCGAGGAAUGUGCCAAGUUUGGCCCGAUCAUUGGAAUGAAGAUCCCCCGCCGCGGCCAUGGCGCUGGCAAAAUCUACAUCAAGUACGACAAUGUCGAGUCAGCUUCCACCGCCCUCAAGGCGCUGGCCGGGCGGAAGUUCUCAGACCGUACAGUUGUUGCCUCGUACUUCGGAGAGGAGAACUUCGAUACCGAGGCCUGGUGA
This is a messenger RNA of Penicillium soppii, 1701 nucleotides long. Its product is annotated as splicing factor u2af large subunit. Gene Ontology annotation, molecular function: pre-mRNA 3'-splice site binding; poly-pyrimidine tract binding. Gene Ontology annotation, cellular component: nucleus; commitment complex; nuclear speck. Gene Ontology annotation, biological process: mRNA processing. Lineage: Eukaryota; Fungi; Ascomycota; Eurotiomycetes; Eurotiales; Aspergillaceae. The transcript is spliced from 5 exons. Bases 1 to 1701 code for a protein of 566 amino acids. The record is from RefSeq and is a predicted model, not a curated record.